This is a messenger RNA of Poecilia latipinna (sailfin molly), 2227 nucleotides long. RefSeq names its product thrombospondin-4-B-like. Gene Ontology annotation, biological process: cell adhesion. The transcript has 16 exons. The record is from RefSeq and is a predicted model, not a curated record. The annotation marks the transcript as partial. NCBI's taxonomy places the organism in Eukaryota, Metazoa, Chordata, Actinopteri, Cyprinodontiformes, Poeciliidae. Gene Ontology annotation, molecular function: calcium ion binding.
GCCCCAAUGCUCCUCCCUUAGCAACACUCCUACGAUCUCCCCCGUCUUUCUUAUUCACAAAUCAGAUACAUACACACAAAAUAGUCAACAGUUUAAGAAAGACUGGACAUGUCAAGCUUGGCUUACUUCUAAUCUAAAAAAAAAAAAAGGAAACCAGUGCAAGAUAAGCUUCUGCAGAGAACCUGGUCUGACUCUGAAAUGAUUUUGUGGACAUUCAUCAUUCUGCUCUCGCAGCUGUUAUUAAACCUGUGCUUACAUGCAGAGGCCCAGGCUUUGGCAGUCUACGAUCUGCUCACCUCGCCUGACUGCUUGCCAGACCUGCUGCAGGGAGGUUUGGCUGAACAAGGGGUGAAUGAGGCUUUCAUCUUAACCACCUUCAAGCUGCAGCCCAAGACUGGAACCACACUGUUUGGCCUGUUCAACCCGAGGGACAACAGCAAGUAUUUUGAGUUCACCGUAAUGGGGAAGCUCAACCGGGCCGUGCUACGUUACUUGCGGACCGACAAGAGAAUGAGCUCCGUUAGCUUCAACAACCUUGUGCUGGCGGACGGCCAGCAGCACCGGCUGUUGUUCCACCUGAAGGGUCUGCAGCAGCAGGGGCCAGGCGGGGUGGAGCUACAUCUGGACUGCAGGCUGGUUGAGACGGUCCGGGAUCUUCCUGCCGCCUUCCAGGGUUUGCCAGCGGGGUACGGCAUGGUGGAGCUAAAGACAAUGCAAGCCAGGGAUCAGGAGAGCUUAGAUGAGCUGAAACUGGUGGUUGGGGACUCGUUUGAAAAUGUUGCAUCAUUGCAAGACUGUCAUUUUCAGCAAAGAGAUUCGGUUCAAACUUUAGGGGUCAACACAAAGCAGCUGUCAAAUCAAAUGCUGGAGUUAACAAAGGUGAUAAACGAGCUGAAAGACGUUCUCAUCCAGCAGGUCAAGGAAACAUCUUUUCUCCGAAACACUAUUUCAGAGUGUCAGGCUUGUGGUCUGGGUGGAACAGAGGUGGUGAAACCGAGAUGUGCUCCUGGUGUCUGUUUCCGCGAUGAUAUGUGUAUCGAGACAGCGAAUGGUGUGGAGUGUGCACCCUGUCCUGACGGGUACACUGGAGAUGGCUUCAACUGUGAUGAUGUUGAUGAGUGUCAGUUUAACCCCUGCUUCCCCGGAGUGAAGUGCGUUAACACCGCCCCUGGCUUCCGCUGCGACGCCUGCCCGCUGGGUUACGCCGGCCUGCCGGUGGAGGGCGUGGGCAUUUUGUUUGCUCAAACCAACAAACAGGUCUGCGAUGACAUUGAUGAAUGCAAAGGACCCGACAACGGUGGCUGCACUGCAAACUCAAUCUGUCACAACUCUGUGGGCUCCUUUUACUGUGGCAGCUGUAAGACUGGGUUCACAGGAGAUCAGGUGAGGGGCUGUGAGCCAGAGCUCAGCUGUGGAAACAGCCUGACCAACCCCUGCGACAUCAAUGCCGAGUGCAUUCGAGAAAGAGAUGGCUCUAUUUCUUGUCAGUGUGGAAUUGGCUGGGCGGGCAACGGAUACCUGUGCGGGAAAGACACGGACAUUGAUGGAUACCCGGAUGAAAAACUCAAGUGCAAGGACGCAAACUGUAGAAAGGAUAAUUGCAUCUUUGUUCCCAACUCUGGUCAAGAGGACGCCGACAGGGAUGGCCAGGGAGACGCCUGUGAUGACGAUGCAGAUGGUGACGGUAUUCCCAAUGAGCAGGACAACUGCCGGUUGAAGCCCAACGUGGAUCAGAGGAACAGCGAUGCAGACAGCCACGGCGACGCCUGUGACAACUGUCGCGUGGUGAACAACCCCGACCAGCGGGACACUGACGGAGACGGCAAAGGAGAUGCCUGCGAUGAUGACAUGGACGGAGACGGUGUGAGAAAUUUCCUGGACAACUGCCAGCGUGUCCAGAACAGAGACCAGCUGGACCGGGACGGAGACGGCGUGGGAGACGCUUGCGACAGCUGCCCUGACAUCCCCAACCCAAACCAGUCUGACGUUGAUAACGACCUGGUUGGAGACUCGUGCGACACAAACCAAGACAGCGAUGGCGAUGGUCACCAGGAUACCAAGGACAAUUGUCCACUAGUGAUUAACAGCUCACAGCUGGACACCGACAAAGACGGAGUGGGAGACGAAUGUGACGACGACGAUGACAAUGACGGGAUCCCAGAUACUCUGCCGCCGGGUCCGGACAACUGCAGGCUGGUGCCCAACCCUGACCAGAUCGAUGACAACA